UCGUGUUAAUGAUAUAACGCGCGCCCAAAAGUUGUAAUUCAAAAGUUAGUGCUUGCAUCACGCGACUAGACACUAAAUAGGCAAAUAAGUAUUCUCCCUGCCCACUGGUUCAGUUUAUUUUAAAAAAAUUGUUAUUCGCAACAAGGCAUUUAACUUCUAAAAAAUGGAGACGUGUGGAAUGAGCUUCAUUAAAUACCUUUUGUUUGUUUUUAAUUUGAUUUUUGCGAUAUCAGGCCUGGGAAUUAUCAUAGCAGGUGGCUUAGUCCUAAGCGACGUUUCGGACUUCACCCAUUUCACUACCAGCGAUUUAUUAGGACCUCCAAUCGUAUUAAUUGUGGCUGGAUCUAUAGUAUUCAUCAUUGCCUUUCUGGGAUGUUUCGGCGCUAUCAGAGAGUCAUAUAAGAUGCUACUAACAUUUGCUGGACUCAUGGUGGUGAUUUUCAUUUUGGAAUUGGCUGUUGGAAUUGCAGCUGCGGUAUAUAAAGGCGAUUUUGAAGGGGGCUUGAAGAAAACUUUACGCGCAUCAAUGAGUAAUUAUACCGAAAAUAACGUGGAACAGGUUGCCUGGGAUAAAUUACAAAAGAAGUUUAAAUGUUGUGGCAUUGACAAGCCCACCGAUUGGUCCCUACCGUCGUCAGCCCCCUGGCCUAAAUCUUGUUGUUACGAACUGUCUGCUGAUGAUCAAUCUAGAAAACCAGAAAAUGAAACUCCCAAAGAAGAUUCCUAUUGUCAGACUCAAUCAUAUGGAGCCUACGUCUACUCAACUGGUUGCUUCCAAAAAGUAAAAGACAAAAUUGAGAUUAAUGCUAAGGUUUUGAUUGGUGUUGGAAUUGGAAUAGCUUUCAUUCAGGUCGUCGGAAUAUUUUUGGCUUGCUGGCUCGCUUACACCAUUAGGCAAGAAACUGAACCGCAGAAAUGAGAAGAAAGAAGCGUCAAGUUUGGAGUAGCUACUAAAAAUAUUUAUGUUUAUUGAUAUUCAAGCUUUAUAAAUUAAUAUUGUUAUUUAAUAAUCUGUGUUUGGUGUGAUAACUCUAGUAUCAAAUAAUCUUUUCAUAGUAGAUAUACUUAGAAAUAUUAGUCCAUAUUAUGAAUUCUCUUAGGAUCAUAAGAAAUAAAAUCGAUGUUUGAUUUUUUAUAA
This is a messenger RNA of Ceutorhynchus assimilis (cabbage seed weevil), 1138 nucleotides long. The record is from the annotation of a GenBank genome assembly. NCBI's taxonomy places the organism in Eukaryota, Metazoa, Arthropoda, Insecta, Coleoptera, Curculionidae.